GUCAUCUGCGCCGUGCCGGGUAGACUGGGUCUCUGUGGGAAAACUAGGGUAAACUGGUCGUGGCUUUUCUUGGAGCGGGGACGCGUGCUGCGGGCGGGUAUGUUGGAGGCUGCGGUUACUGUGGAGGAGGAAGAGGAAUACGCGGAGGACUGUCCUGAAUUGGUUCCCAUUGAGACCAAGCAAGGAGAGGAAGAAAAGCUUGAUCCCGGCGUCAGGAUUCCAGUCACAAUUAUCACAGGGUAUUUAGGUGCUGGAAAGACAACACUUCUGAACUACAUUUUGACAGAGCAACAUAGUAAAAGAAUAGCAGUCAUUUUAAAUGAAUUUGGAGAAGGGAGUGCAGUAGAGAAAUCCUUAGCUGUUAGUCAAGAUGGAGAGCUCUAUGAAGAGUGGCUAGAACUUGGAAAUGGUUGCCUCUGCUGUUCAGUGAAGGAUAAUGGCCUUAGAGCUAUUGAGAAUUUGAUGCAGAAGAAAGGGAAAUUUGAUUACAUACUUUUAGAGACCACUGGAUUAGCAGAUCCUGGUGCUGUGGCUUCUAUAUUUUGGGUUGAUGCAGAAUUAGGCAGUGAUAUUUAUCUUGAUGGUAUCAUAACUGUUGUAGAUUCAAAAUACGGAUUAAAACAUUUAACAGAAGACAAACCUGAUGGCUUUAUCAAUGAAGCUACUAGGCAAGUUGCUUUGGCAGAUAUCAUUCUCAUCAAUAAAACAGACUUGGUUUCAGAAGAGGAGUUAAACAACUUAAGAACAACUAUUAGAUCAAUAAAUGGACUGGGAAAAAUUUUAGAAACGCAAAGAUCAAGGGUUGAUCUCUCAAAUGUGUUAGAGCUUCAUGCCUUUGAUAGUCUCUCUGGAAUAAGUUUGCAGGAAAAGCUCCAGCAUGUACCAACAGUGCCUCACCUUGAUCAGAGCAUUGUUACAAUUACAUUUGAAGUGCCAGGAAAUGCAAAGGAAGAGAGUCUAAAUAUAUUUAUCCAGAAUCUCCUGUGGGAAAAGAAUGUGAGGAACAAGGACGGUCGCUGCAUGGAGGUCAUACGGCUGAAGAUUUGGUCCACUAUAUGUGCUUGCAAAUUUGAGCAGGGGCUGGUGUCCAUCAAAGACAAACCAAAACAGAUGAUUCUGCAAGGUGUCCAUGAGCUCUAUGACCUGGAGGAGAUGCCGGUGAAGUGGGAAGAUGCCGAGAGAACAAACCGGCUGGUCCUUAUUGGCAGGAAUCUAGAUAAGGAUAUCCUUAAGCAGAUGUUUAUAGCUACUGUGACAGAAGCAGAAAAGCAGGAGACAGCACAUGAAGUUCACCCCCCACACUAGAAGCAUUUGUCUGUAAAGGAUGGGAUAGUAAAACAAGGAUAAGUUUCCUACUGGUGUAUUUCAGUACUGAAUUCUUUUCAUUACCUCUGUUACUAAUUCCAAUGUACUUUAAGAUAGUAUUUAUUUUAUAGAAUACAUAAAAUUUUAGUAAAUCAUUGUAAAAUAUUUGACAUUCAUACAAUAAAAUAUAUAU
Nannospalax galili (Upper Galilee mountains blind mole rat) is the source of this 1498-nucleotide messenger RNA. RefSeq names its product COBW domain-containing protein 1 (gene Zng1a). Lineage: Eukaryota; Metazoa; Chordata; Mammalia; Rodentia; Spalacidae. The transcript has 15 exons. Bases 100 to 1305 code for a protein of 401 amino acids. The record is from RefSeq and is a predicted model, not a curated record. Gene Ontology annotation, cellular component: cytoplasm.